ACUCUCGGUUGUUCGGAUGAUCGGAUCGUCGACUCGUCUCCUUUCGCGCAGUAGAGUUUCGACCGGCAGCCAGCGAACAAGUGUGCUCGAACAGAUCAAUCCGCGACGAAAACUCCCCAAACUCGGUAGGCGGAAAGCGCCCUUCCAGUCAGGCAGCAGUCAGUCAGUCAGCCAGUCAGUACAUAGUUGACUACUCCUGGGACAAACUAGACAAAAUAAAUACUGUUUACUGUUCCACCAAGUAGGCCUGCGAGUCGAUCUCUAGGAAAGGGUGCGGCAUUUGUGUAAUCUUGUGUGACGGUGCUUUAUUAUUGUUUUCCUCGAGUGAAAAAUUGCGUGCUAUUCGACCGGAUUUUUUUUUUGUGAUUCAAAUCAGCAGGGUGUGUGAGUUGCUUAUCAGAUGGUUAUAUGCCUCGGUGGUGAGAGUUUCCAAGUGAUGUAAGUUCGCAAGCAAAAAGUGAGUGUGAAAAAGUGUCAACCGGAACGGCAAUGCUGGCAACCAUUCUCUUCCAGCUCUAUUCUAUCGAAGGAGGCUUCGUUGGUUCAAUCGCUGCAAUGACCCGUUAGCUUCGGAACAAUCCAACAGAAAUCAACGCUCCGCUUUGAAGGGAUAUUGAGGGACACACAAAAGAAAUCAAUCAGAUUUGAAAAGUUUGUGAAAAACAGCCCCCGAACAUUCGACAGACAUGUUCUCGCUCUGUUCGAAGCCAGCUUCAGCAGCAUCGUCGCAGCAUACCCAGCAGCAUGGUACCUGCAAAGGAUGCAGCUCCUCGAUUGGAAAACAGAUCAAAGGCGGUUAUCUGUUAAGAUACAAAAAACAAGUACUCUGGAGUCGAUGGUCUGAGGAAUGGGUGGUUCUGUACGACGACUCAACAAUGGCCUGGUUUACGGAACCGGGUCGCUCCUCGCCGGCGGGAAAAAUUCUGGUCAAGGAAGCACCGGAAAUGCUGGCCAUUGCCCACUGGACCGGACAGAUCCCACGACGACCCCCGCUACCGGAGGGCGUCAGUGUAUCACAGCUGAUUGCCCUCGGAUCGCGGCGGAAACGGUCCAAGGUGUACUGGAUGAUUGCCAAGAGCGAGGAUGAAGUCAGCGAUUGGAUAGCAGCCAUCACAAAAACGCUGCCUCCCCCACCGCAAAUCGAGCUCGUAGUCGACAAACCACACCUGAUGGGUGUUCUCCGGAGACCAAUUGUUCGAAUACGACCGGCCACCAGUUCGGAGGUAUCUGCUCGGCGGAAAAAUCGCUCCAGCAUUGAGAACAACACGACCAAGGUGAACAGCGAAGCGGCCGUUGCCAUCAUCAAGAAGAGCACCCAGGAGAACUCGGAACCGAAGGGAUCGUUGGCAUGUGCCCUGCCCUGGGGCCACGGUUGGGGCUGGGCGACCCUGCCGAAUGGCAUCUGGAGCGGAGCACUAACCUGGUCCCAGUGCGAGGACUCGAUCACGCUGCACGCCCUGCCGACAACGCACUGCACUAACAUGAUCGAGGCACCGUGUGCCGGUGGAAUCUACCACACCGACAUCAGCCCGUUCGACUUCCACGGCAUUGAGGACGUGGGCGGAGAAGACUUUGACUACGCGAUGGACUGUGGGGAUUUUAUUUUCUAAACAACGGCGGAACCGUCGAGCACUCAUCCAAGCAGGCGCCGCCGUUCUAGAACUGUUUUUGUUUCAUUUUCAAUGGUGGCGAUUUCACCAUCACAAUGAUAGACAGAAUCAACAACUACAACCACAUAACCGCGGUAUCACUGAUCUAUUUCUGUUGAAAAUGCACAUACACACAAAUUCCCCGGGACGAGAACACUAGAGCUGGAGAGAUCGGACUACGGAAUUAAUUGAUGGAGUGUUAUACAAUCUAUUAAAAUAAAAAUGUUAGGAAACCUUAGCAACACAUCCACCGAGAAAAAUACAUAGGAUAACCCGCAUCCCAUAAAAUGAAACACGAAAAAAUCGUCUGAACCAUUCGCCAUAAAUAACAACUACAUGUAGUGAAAGUGUAGCUACGUAUAUCCCUGCAAAUAAAUAACUGUGUACUAGCGAAAACAUAGCAGUCCAUGAAUAAAAUAACAAAGCCUCAGAGAACGGCACACAAACGGGCAGGCAUAGCAACCAAAAACCAAAUAAGACGCACAUCUACUAAAUUGAAUCAAUGUUUUAUAUGCCAAACAAACAAACACCCUAGCAACCGCAACACGAUGGGUGUUAAGCGGUUGAUUAUCGAUGAAAACUGUCAUUUGUGGCAUUUUCGCACCCGAAAAAAAAGAUAACGUCGAACAGACACAAAAUUAUAGUUUCUAGUGAUUUUUAACUGAUUGAAAGAUGAUAUAAAAAAACAAGUAUUGCCUUCCCGUGCGAUUAAGAUGUUUUUACCACGUACAUAUUCGACGGCGCUUAGAGUGCACGUCAAAACCAAACCAGAAAAGUUUGAGUCGAUUUGAAAAUAAAAAAAAUCAAAACUAGUAUAAAAGUUGUAAUCAAACUUGUUCUUUUUUACCAACGCUCGCUAUUUGUAGAACUUUUUCAUAUUGAUUCGGUCGCCUCUAAUGAACCAAACGAAGUUUUAAACACUUGUUUAGCAACCCUUUAAAACAGUUUUUAGAGGAGGAAGAAGAGGGAAAACACGAAACGACAUUUCGCACUCUCUAGCACAUAAUUAUUUACGAAGACGAAGUGAUAAUUCGACGAACAAAAUAAAAAGGAUUAAAUAAACAAAAGAAAUUGAGGUAAAGCUUAAUUCUACAUUAACACUAAAAGACACGAGUGGAUACUAUUGGAAAGUGUAUGCGUUACUGCAGAAGAUCACCGCGAUACACUGGAACAACGGCGAAGGGCGUGUAACACAUUAAUCUUAGCAAGUAGUGUUAAACAAUAAACGAAACAAUACUUAGAGACUGUACCUAUCAUAAAAAAUUAUAAACAAUUAAACGAUUCGUUCUUAACUUAAGUCAUUUUUUUUUCGUUCGCUCUUCGAACACAUCGGAGAGGAAUCUGUUACAAAACUUGUUUCAAGCUACUCUACUUCCAUUUUCAUCCCUGUAGUUCAACCAAACGAAGGGGAGUUUGAAAUACUCAACUCAAGUCGACGACACAUACAGAAAAAAUAAUAAGAAAGUAAUUACGAGAUAUAUGUAGGUUUUGUAAGCUUCAAAAGCAACGGUUAAUGUCAGUCCGGCUGACAGCUGUCAAACCAUAUAAUAUUUAGAAAAAUAUUAACAUUAACUCUAACCAAAAAAAUGUAUAAUCCAUAAACAUACGGGUAGGGCCUAUCAAUCGACCAUAUGUGUUACGAAGCGACUUCCCUCUUGCUGGCAAACAACAGUUUUUUAGAGUUUAAAACAUACAACAACUGUGGGUGUGUGUAGGCAGUUCGAGUCCUUUUCGGUGGCCCCUUCAUUAACUAUAGAGAGCAUAACCUGAACAUCCCAACCAAAUAAGUGUAAGAUGGAUUGCUAUAGCUACCAAAUAGCACUUAACGAUUGUAAACAGACGCGUUUUAUUCGAUAUAAACAAAACAAAAUGAAUCAACUGUUUGUAAAAGAUAUAUAUUUAAAUAAUAGCCAGUGUGAUGAAAGUAAACAAACAUGUGUUAGCCAGCCAUCAAUCAGUAAAUACAAUUACAAUAGAAUUAACUGUUUUAGACGAUUUCAAUAGUUGUUUAGACGAAGAACCACAACAAAAAUUGAUGGAAAAAUGUGCAUUUUCAGCUGUAGAAUCGCGGGACGAUUUUAAAGGCAAACUAUUUGAGGUAUUGACAAAUAUUUGUAUUUGAACCACCGUCGUGCUGACAGCACUGGAGCAACUCACACUCUCCACAUACAAACACACACACAAACACAUCCCAGCAGGCCCUUGUUUGCAAGCAAACCCCUUCCGUGUCUACAUUCUGCGAACCCCUCGUUGUACGCUGCUUUCAAAACUGCUGUGCGGGAUUUUUUUUGUGAAAAAAGCAGCUGUUCCAUCAGACAACUCAUGUGUCAAUUACUACCGACCAGAUUCCAAACUUCUCCGACAUUCCUCCACUUCUGCAGCAGUCACUCACACAACCUCUCACUUCUCAAUAGAAUUAGCAGGCUCUGAUCAGGCAACAUAACCAAAAUAAAGAAAGAAAAAAAUGCAAACGACGCAGAAGUAAGUAAAAAAAAUAACCUCAAUGUGUUCAUUUAAAAUAACAACACUGAUUGCCAGAUGUAAACAAACAAAUCCAACCGAAUCAUACCCAAAAAUAUGAACAAGAGCACCUCCAAACCACUCCAUUUGAAAGAACGAAGACAAAAGUAUGUAAGCAAAGUUAAAGGGACGGAAACAAUAGCCAACAAAGCAACAAAAUAAAAACUAUAAUCCAAACAAAGUAAGAAUUUAAACAGAGAAUCACUGUCAUUGUUAGUCAUUUGAACGUUUGAAAACAACAACAAAAAUGUCACAUUUAGGGGAAAAAGCCGAGUCACAAUAGUUCUAGCAAAAUCGACAGCAGCAACGGAAGAGAAAAAAAUACGAAAUGAUAUCACUGUAUUUACGAAGAUACGUAUAAUAAAUCCCGAACGAGUCGAGAGUGACGUUGUUUGAAAACACGAAA
Molecule: messenger RNA, 4575 nt
Organism: Topomyia yanbarensis
Lineage: Eukaryota; Metazoa; Arthropoda; Insecta; Diptera; Culicidae
Exons: 10
Coding region: 687-1610 (307 amino acids)
Biological process (GO): regulation of cell differentiation
Cellular component (GO): membrane
Source: RefSeq, a predicted model, not a curated record